Messenger RNA from Colletotrichum scovillei, 2136 nucleotides. RefSeq lists its product as uncharacterized. The record is from RefSeq and is a predicted model, not a curated record. The coding region runs from base 1 to 2136 and encodes 711 amino acids. The transcript is spliced from 7 exons. Lineage: Eukaryota; Fungi; Ascomycota; Sordariomycetes; Glomerellales; Glomerellaceae. Gene Ontology annotation, biological process: carbohydrate metabolic process.
AUGUUCGUGCAAUUCUUUUUGCUAGCGCCGGCCGUGGCAGCUGCAGCUAUUGACAGAAAAGCUAUCGUAAAGUCUUUCAAUAUAUUGCGAACAGAGGUGCCUAAAGUCAUAGACAAUACCACAACACCUCUUCAAGUUGGAAAUGGAGAUUUUGCGUUCAAUUUUGACAUCACGGGCACGCAAUCGUUGGUACCUUUCAACACACUUUCCAGCUGGGGAUGGCAUAAGGAUGCGUUGCCACAAAACGGAGAAAAGCUGGAAGAAUAUGCGGGCGUCCCUGUAGUUACGCAUGGAAGAGAAGUUAUCUACGACCUUGAAGAUCCGAAGCUGCCAGAAAUUUCGAAAUGGUUAAGUGCCAACCCCAACCGCAUCAAUCUUGGCCGCAUCAGCUUGAGUUAUAAGAACAAGACGCUAUCAUCGAUCACGGAACCCCGCCAAGUCCUUGACCUCUGGAACGGUGUUACCACUUCGUCGUUCAAGGUCGAUGGUGAGAAUGUGAAAGUGGUUACUCAAGGAGAUUUUGACACCGACUCCGUUACUUUCGACAUCGAGUCCGUGUUGAUCUUUGAAGGAACCCUUCGAGUCGAAUUUGACUUUCCAUUUCCUUCAAUCCACAAGGUUGAGAAGACAUCAGACUUUGAGGUGUUCAUGGGAAGCUACCAAUUCCCGGACAAUCACACGACUUCUAUUGUUAAACCCGAAAUUGAUUCUGAUGACACAGCUCAUAUCCAUCACACAAUGCAAGAAACGUCAUACUACCAGAACUUGCGGUGGCCCAAGGAAUCACCAUUGACUUUGAGAAGAAUUGGGACACAGGAUUCUAACACGACUAAUGCGCAUCGCUAUGGACUGUUCCCAGCGGCCUCCGGAAAAAAUAUCACCAGAGCGAAUAGGUUGUCCUUCACUGCCCAGUAUAGUCUCAAGCUUCAAAGACCGUCACUGCCCUCCUCAAUUCGCCGGCGGAACAGUCUUGGUUGGCAGAGGUACUGGCAAGAAGGGGGGUUUGUAGAUCUCACCCAGUCGUCAAACCCAAACGCGACGGAGCUCCAGCGACGCAUCAUACUCUCACAAUAUGCGAUGAGAGUCAACAGCGCAGCCACUGGCCAGCCACCACAGGAAAGUGGUCUGGUGUAUAACGGGUGGUGGGGCAAGUUUCACAUGGAGAUGGUCGUUUGGCAUUGUGCUCAUUGGGCGACUUGGGGAAGAUCAAAAUACUUUGAUCGGAUAUUCCCUGCUGUCUAUGAGGAUCUCCUGCCUAGCGCUGAGGCAAGAGCUCGUCGCAUGGGAUGGGAGGGCGCAAGAUGGCCCAAGAUGACGGAGCUUGUUACCAAGGGCAUCGCUCCUGGAGAGACCAGGGCGUAUCUUCAAUGGCAGCAACCACACCCUAUCUAUCUUGCGGAACUAGCCUACAAAGCCAAUCAAAGCAAGGAGACUCUCCAAGGAUGGGAUCGUGUCAUCACGUCAACUGCUCAGUACAUGGCAUCUUUCGCUUGGUUCAACAACUCGAGCGGCAAAUAUGAUUUAGGACCACCUAUACAGGGUGUCACGGAGAAUUCGUCCCCUACAGAGAUAUCCAACUUGGCCUAUGAGCUUGCAUACUGGCAAUGGGCUCUCAAUGCAGCCUUGGCAGAGAACAUGGCAUCCCCUCCUGAGUAUGAUGGACUGUUCGCUCCUUGGGUUGGCGGUGGCGUAAAUGCAUCCUGGUGGGAUAACCCUCAGCUCAACAAAGAUCCUAGAAGCGUUAUUAUGUUACAAGGCAUGGUACCCGAUACCCCACUGGUGAGCCCAGAGGUCGGUGUUAGAACUGCAGACAAGGUAUGGGAUGUGUGGGGUGACGCCCAAAUUCGAGGCUGGGGCCGAAACGUAUUGGCCAUCAACUCAGCGCGUAUCGGGAACCCAGAGCGAGCCAUAUAUCACCUGACUAAUUUUGAUCACUGGACAUUUGGCGAUCAAGGUUUUGCUCAUAGGUCUGGUCCAAGUCCAUCUCCACCACCCUAUUUCCCUGGAAACGGGGGGUUUCUUUUAGCGAUCGGGUACAUGGCAGCUGGAUGGGCAGGCUCCGAAGGGCACGCACCUGGGUUUCCGAAAGACGGAACUUGGGUUGUCAAGCAUGAGGGAAUGGUCCAGGCUCUCUGA